Molecule: messenger RNA, 2568 nt
Organism: Salvelinus fontinalis (brook trout)
Lineage: Eukaryota; Metazoa; Chordata; Actinopteri; Salmoniformes; Salmonidae
Product: ADP-ribosylation factor-like protein 5B
Exons: 6
Coding region: 392-931 (179 amino acids)
Biological process (GO): intracellular protein transport; vesicle-mediated transport; protein localization to Golgi membrane
Cellular component (GO): trans-Golgi network; cytoplasm
Molecular function (GO): GTP binding; GTPase activity
Source: RefSeq, a predicted model, not a curated record
UUUUUCGGUGACUCGCUCCAAUCAUACCCCAAAAUCUAGCUAGCUAAGUAAAAGAAUGCAUUGCCUAUUUUGAUCGCAGAAUCAAUUUGGUAUCGAUAGACAACCCAAGGGCACAUAUCUCGUUUUGUUUGUGUCGAUAAACGUCAGAAAAAUACCUUUCUAGGCUGUGCUACCUAAUGUUUUCCAGGUAGUUGGCUUAAUAGCCUCGAUGCACAGCACAGGGUUAGUUAUCAAUACAGUUAUUUAGCUAGCUAACGUUAGCUAUCUUUGCUUGAAGUGUGGACUGCCUAUUGUGUUAGCUAGCCAGCUACCGUUAACAGCUAUCUGAUUUGCUGUGUUUGAAAUAUUUUCAUAUUUCUUUGAGUUGUCUUCAUUCUCAUCGCCGGUGGAUAUGGGACUACUCUUUACCAAGCUGAUGACUGUCUUCGGAGACAGAGAACACAAAGUGAUCAUAGUGGGCCUGGACAAUGCUGGGAAGACUACUAUCCUCUACCAAUUCCUUACCAAAGAGGCGGUUCACACCUCCCCCACCAUUGGCAGUAACGUCGAGGAGAUCUCUGUACGCAAGACCCGCUUCCUGGUGUGGGACAUCGGAGGCCAGGAAAGCCUGAGAGCCAGCUGGAACUCCUACUACUGCAACACAGAGAUUGUGAUUCUAGUUGUGGACAGCACAGACCGCGAGCGCCUAAAUCUGAACAAAGAUGAACUUCACCGCAUGCUUGCACAUGAGGACCUACAGAAUGCUGCGAUUCUAGUUCUGGCCAACAAGCAGGACAUGAAGGACUCUAUGACAGUGGCAGAGAUCUCCCAGUGCCUCACCCUAAGCUCUAUCACAGCCCACUCCUGGCAUGUACAGGCCUGCUGUGCCCUCACAGGGGAGGGACUACCUGCCAGUCUGGACUGGAUGAGGUCUCGUGUCCUGGCCAGUUAGAACUCCUUCCGUGGGUUCAUCUCCUUCCGUGGGCUCAUCCAAUUGGAACCAGGACAGCUAUCCUUUGACCCAACAAACACAACCUCUGACGUCACAGCCAAAGCCACAGUGCCCAGAUCAGGAUCUCCACUAUCUGUAGUGACACUGCCCCUCUGAGCCCCAGGGGUGGCCCCAGUCUUGCCCUGUCACCCUCAUGCCUUACCCAGCCCUUAGUGUGUAUGUCAGGGCUGAUCAGAGUCCAGGUCUGCCUCGGGAUAGAGGAGGCCUGGAGGAACCUGGCAGAACCUCAACUAGAUAUGCCAGGGUGUGCAUAUGCGUAAGCAUCUAUCUGUGGUGUGUGUGAGACUCCGUUCUAGAGGUCCACCAUGUUUACAUAAGAAUCGUUACCUGUCAGACCUGACUCCAUAAGGAUGGCACAGUAUGCCCCACAUAAGCUGAAAAGGUACCUAUCACAGUAUUUAAGCCUCCUGUCCUCAUGAACUCCACAGAGGUAGAAUGGGAGGUUGCAUUGGAUUUCUUUAACAUACAGAUUUGUACCUCUGACUUGAGGAAAACCACAGUACAACAGGUUAAGAGGCCAGACCUAAUGGGGAUCAAGCUGGUGCUCAGCCUUCUGAGCUAUCAAUGCACAAAUUACUUGAAGUAUUUAUAUCAAAGAAAGAAGGGGGUUGCUUGACAGUGAAAAACGGUAGCAUGCUUUCUGUAAAAAGCAAGAUGACAAACAAGUAUUGUCUGAUUUUAAAACAGGUUAAUCAUGUAUUUUUAUACAUAUACAGUGGCUAUGUAUUUUACGGUACAAAAUAUUUUUUGUACAAAUAAAUGUUAUUGUUGUUAAACUGGUGACUGGGCUGCCUUCUCUGUAGUAGGGGAAUUACACAUGGAACAAUUUGGGAACGCCUGAACCAAUGAUUUAUAUACUGAACAAAAAUCUAAGCGCCACAUGCAACAAUUUCAAAGGUUUUACUGAGUUACACUUCAUAGAAGGAAAUCAGUCAAUUGAAAUAAAUGUAUUAGGAUUUUGCAUGACUGGGCAGGGGUGCAGGGAUGGGAGGGCAUAGGCCCACCCACUUGGGAGCCAGGCCCAGUCAAUCAGAAUUAGUUUUUUUUUACAGUAAGAAAUAUUCCUCAGUACCCCUCCCUUCUUGGACGAUCCCACAGGUGAAGAAGCCGGUUGUAGAGGUCCUGGACUGGCGUGGUUACACGUGGUCUGCAGUUGUUAGGCCGGUUGGAUGUACUGCCAUAUUCUCUAAAAUGACGUUGAAGGCGGCUAAUGGUAGAGAAAUGAACAUUCAAUUAUCUGGCAACAGGUCUGUUGGAAAUUCCUGCAGUCAGCAUGUCAAUUGCACACUCCCUCAACUUGAGACGUUUGUGGCAUUGUGUUAUGUAGCAAAACUGCACAUUUUAGAGUGGCCUUUUAGCACAAGGUGCACCUGUGUACUGAUUGAUCUGUUUAAUCAGCUUCUUGACAUGCCACACCUGUCAAGUGGAUGGAUUAUCUUGGAAAAUGAGAAAUGCUCACUAACAGGGAUGUAAACAAAUUUGUGAACUACAUUUGAGAGAAAUAAGCUUUUUGUGCAUAUGGAACAUUCCUGUGAUCUUUUAUUUCAGCUCAUGAAAAAACUGGGACCAACACUUUA